GUCGCCUAACGCGCUUCGCGAUCGAUUUGUGGCGCGCACGGCCGGGGAAAACCGAGGAAGAAGAGCAGGAAGGGCACGUGCAGAGACCGGCAGUGAGUGACUGUGUGUAGCUACGCUUUGUGCAGCAACCAACGACCAAAGAGACCCCGCCAGCCAUGCCAGCAUCGAAAGCGCCCCGUUCGCCGCGGCUGGACCCGCUUCACUCUCCAGGAAGCGACGUCCCAGCACAGCCGCCGCAGCUCCAGCCUCGCUCCCAGCAGCGAGCAGCUCCCUUAGUGCGCUUGACUCUCGGCCCAGAAGACGCCGGCCCGACCUUCCGACAGAACCGGGCGACAGCGGAGCCCAUGGUCAAGCCCAAGAGACGCAUGUUCUCGUCGCCCUUGCUGCGCCGCUCGGCCACGGCGUCGUCCGCGGCGGCAGCUUCGGCCGCCUCCAAGAUCAAGUCGAACCUGUCGACCGUCACCAAGCUGCCCACGGCGUUGAAGCGAUCCGCAACGACGCACUCCGCCGGGAAUGGCGCGGCUCCGUCCAACGACGACGACAAGGCGAAUGUCGACCGAGCUCCGACGAUUGCGUCGCUGUCCGGCAGCAACUCCAGUCCCGAAUCCGCCGCCAAGCAGCAGGAAGCGCCCAAGCAGCACAGCAACAAAAUGUUCAGCAUCCCGUCCAUGAUGCGCAUCCGGACCGGGUCCAAGGAGGACAAGCCGCAGGAAACCAAGGACUCGACGCAGGACAAGAACGAGCAGAGCAACAACGACACUACCAGCACCAGCAGCGAGACGGAGGGCGAUACCGAUGUGGAGUCGACGUCGCAGCCUCAGAUGUCGGCGAUCAACAGCGCGUCGCGGUUCGUCAUGGGCAUGCCCACGUUGCUGAGACGCGCGGUCUCGAACAAUGCGCCUGCGAGUGCUGCUGCUGCUGCCACCCAGAAGAAGUCGCCGGAUACCAGCGCCAACUCCACCCCGCGAGGACAGUUCCCCGAGGACGACUUCGAGGAGAACGAGCGGCAUUCGCUGCUCAUGAUGAUGCAGGUGCCUGAAUCUCGGAGGAACUCGCAGAUUCCGCUCAUGGCGGUCACUGAGGCUUGGUGA
This is a messenger RNA of Phytophthora sojae, 1091 nucleotides long. RefSeq lists its product as hypothetical. The transcript has a single exon. The record is from RefSeq and is a predicted model, not a curated record. Bases 156 to 1091 code for a protein of 311 amino acids. Lineage: Eukaryota; Oomycota; Peronosporomycetes; Peronosporales; Peronosporaceae.